Molecule: messenger RNA, 2397 nt
Organism: Topomyia yanbarensis
Lineage: Eukaryota; Metazoa; Arthropoda; Insecta; Diptera; Culicidae
Gene: Cpsf73
Product: cleavage and polyadenylation specificity factor 73
Exons: 4
Coding region: 266-2329 (687 amino acids)
Biological process (GO): mRNA 3'-end processing by stem-loop binding and cleavage
Cellular component (GO): mRNA cleavage and polyadenylation specificity factor complex
Molecular function (GO): RNA endonuclease activity; 5'-3' exonuclease activity; RNA binding
Source: RefSeq, a predicted model, not a curated record
GUGUGACGUUCGUCUCCAUCGCCGCCGCUGGUUGUUGUUGAUGAAGUUUAUUGUUUUUGCACUGCCGAUCUCGAGUUUGCAUCCAUUUUCUACUUUUUCCGUCGCGAGUUUUUUUAAUUAAAAAAAACCGCUUGUACUUGAUAAAAACCUAACUGUUAACUAGAUUACUAGUGUCCGGUGAAGUAAAAACUUACAAUAGUUUAUGAAUAGAAGAAAACAUCGAUUGAUCCGUUCAAUCUGAAAAAAAGCCGGCUAGUGGAUCAAAAUGGCUCAAAAACGAAAAGCGGACGGUCAGGUACCGGCCGAAGAGAAUGACCUACUUCUGAUACGACCGCUUGGCGCCGGUCAGGAGGUGGGCCGCUCCUGCAUCAUGCUCGAGUUCAAGGGUAAAAAGAUCAUGCUGGAUUGCGGCAUUCAUCCUGGAUUGUCCGGGAUGGAUGCCCUCCCGUUUGUGGAUCUGAUCGAAGCUGACGAGGUGGACCUGCUUUUCAUUUCACACUUUCAUCUGGAUCAUUGUGGAGCCCUGCCUUGGUUCCUGCAGAAGACGAGCUUCAAGGGCCGUUGCUUCAUGACGCAUGCAACGAAGGCGAUCUAUCGAUGGAUGUUGUCCGAUUACAUCAAGGUCAGCAACAUUAGCACGGAGCAGAUGUUGUACACGGAAGCGGAUCUGGAAGCGAGCAUGGAAAAAAUCGAAACGAUAAAUUUUCACGAGGAACGAGACGUGAUGGGAGUUCGGUUUUGGGCGUACAAUGCCGGUCACGUCUUGGGAGCGGCCAUGUUUAUGAUUGAAAUAGCUGGCGUGAAAAUAUUGUACACGGGAGAUUUCUCCCGACAGGAAGAUCGUCACUUGAUGGCGGCGGAGAUCCCGGCAAUGAAACCGGACGUUUUGAUCACCGAAUCUACCUACGGAACUCACAUUCACGAAAAGCGAGAAGAUCGGGAGAGUCGUUUCACCACCCUGGUGCAGAAGAUUGUCCAGCAGGGCGGCCGAUGUCUGAUUCCGGUUUUUGCCCUUGGCAGGGCCCAAGAAUUGUUACUCAUUUUGGACGAGUACUGGAGCCAAAACCCGGAACUGCAGGAAAUUCCAAUCUACUACGCUUCGUCGCUGGCGAAGAAGUGCAUGGCCGUGUACCAGACGUACAUCAACGCCAUGAACGAUAAAAUCCGUCGACAGAUCGCCGUCAAUAAUCCGUUCGUGUUUCGGCACAUCUCGAAUCUUAAGGGGAUCGAUCAUUUUGAAGAUAUCGGACCCUGCGUGGUGAUGGCUUCGCCGGGUAUGAUGCAAAGUGGACUCUCGCGGGAGCUGUUUGAAACCUGGUGCACGGAUCCGAAAAAUGGUGUCAUCAUUGCCGGGUACUGCGUGGAAGGUACACUCGCGAAAACGAUCCUCUCGGAGCCGGAGGAAAUUACGAGCAUGUCAGGUCAGAAGCUACCACUGAAUAUGUCCGUCGAUUACAUUUCCUUUUCGGCUCACACCGAUUACCAGCAGACGAGUGAGUUCAUUCGGUUGCUGAAACCGACGCACGUAAUUUUGGUUCACGGUGAGCAGAACGAGAUGGGCCGACUGAAGUCGGCUUUGCAGCGGGAAUACGAAAACGAUUCUAAUGCGAAUAUCACGCUGUACAAUCCGAAGAAUACGCAUGCCGUCGAGCUGUACUUUAGGGGCGAGAAGACGGCCAAGGUUAUGGGAACGCUUGCCAUCAAGGCGCCCGAGGAGGGUCAGAAACUGUCCGGAGUUCUGGUCAAGAGGGAUUUCAAAUAUCACCUACUGGCGGCGUCCGAUCUGUCCAAAUACACCGACAUGAGCAUGUCGGUGGUCACCCAGCGUCAGAGCAUUCACUGGCAGGGUUCGAUCGCCAGCUUGAAGUUGCUGUUGGAGCGAAUCGGUGGUCCCGGGACAGUGUCCGCCGAUGCACCGGAAAACGACAAAAAGUUCAAAGUAUUUGAUUGCAUCGAGUUGUCCUUCGACGGAAAAAUCGUCAUCAUGGAAUGGCAGGCGACGCCGGUUAACGAUAUGUACGCGGAUACGGUUCUGGCCAGCAUGCUGCAGGCCGAACUGUGCGGAAGCAUGGUGAAAGGGUCCACCGCAAGCAAACCGGACAAGAUGCAUUUCAAAGAAUGUUUGAUUGAGACGCUGCAGGACAUGUUCGGCGAGAGUUCGGUGCCGAAGCUGUUCAAGGGGGAUAAUUUGAGUGUGACCGUUCACGGGAAGCAGGUGGAUAUCAAUUUGAGCACUUUGGAAGUAACCUGCGAACAAGAUGAAAUCCUGUACCAGACGGUGAAAACGACGGUCACCAAACUGCACCAGAAUUUAGUACAAGUAUCUUAAGGAUGCUCGAUUAACCAUUGAAUUGUACCAUCAUUUCAAUUCCAGUUUAUAAUACAUACUCUUAAAGA